Molecule: messenger RNA, 1124 nt
Organism: Gracilinanus agilis (Agile Gracile Mouse Opossum)
Lineage: Eukaryota; Metazoa; Chordata; Mammalia; Didelphimorphia; Didelphidae
Gene: TIMM22
Product: translocase of inner mitochondrial membrane 22
Exons: 4
Coding region: 13-597 (194 amino acids)
Biological process (GO): protein insertion into mitochondrial inner membrane
Cellular component (GO): TIM22 mitochondrial import inner membrane insertion complex
Molecular function (GO): transmembrane protein transporter activity
Source: RefSeq, a predicted model, not a curated record
GUAGCGGCGGCCAUGGCGGCAGCGAGCCCGGCUCCCAGCCCCCGCGGCUCGGCGGCCGAGUCUGCCGCCGAAGCUCCGCUGCAGUAUAGCUUGCUCCUGCAGCACCUGGUGGGGGACAAGCGGCAGCCGCGGCUCCUGGAGCCUGGCGCCCUGGGCGGGAUCCCGAGCCCGGUCAAGAGCGAGGAGCAAAAGAUGAUCGAGAAGGCCAUGGAGAGCUGCGCCUUCAAGGCUGCCCUGGCCUGCGUUGGGGGAUUUGUUUUGGGAGGAGCAUUUGGGAUCUUCACAGCCGGCAUUGACACCAAUGUGGGCUUUGACCCAAAGGAUCCAUAUCGAACACCAACUGCCAGGGAAGUUCUUAAAGAUAUGGGACAGAGAGGACUGUCCUAUGCCAAAAACUUCGCCAUUGUGGGGGCCAUAUUUUCCUGUACUGAGUGUCUGGUAGAAUCUUACCGGGGGAAAUCUGACUGGAAAAACAGCGUCAUCAGUGGCUGUAUCACUGGAGGGGCCAUUGGCUUCAGAGCUGGCCUGAAGGCUGGGACUAUUGGCUGUGGAGGUUUUGCUGCUUUCUCUGCUGCGAUUGAUUAUUACCUACGAUGAGGGGGGCUUCUGUUGGGUGAGGAGCCCACCAGCCCAUCACCCGGGUCAUGCAGUGGUGGAAGAUAGAUCUUCCUGGAAGGAUUCUGCCUGGGCCAUGAGUGAAAGAUGGUGACAUGUGGAGGGGCCUGUCUGCCUCCUGCUGCCACCGCCACCACCUCUUCCUCCUCCAGUUUCCCAAGUGGCUCUGCUCAGCUCUCCAGGUGCUGGCAGACAACCUUUCAUGGUGAUCCCCAGGCCUUCCUGGACUCCACCCAGAACUUUCUAGCAAGAAAUGUCACCAAGUAGCCCCUUGGAACUGAUCAGGGACAAUCUACUGACUUCAUGAAAUUAUGGAUCCUGACUGCAGCUGUCCAACCUGCCUCUGUUCCUGUUAAAACAGACAUUCAUUACCAUUGUGUUGGGAUUUAUUGCAAGCAGCAUAUCAUCGGGUCCCUUUAUCUGGUGGGAGGGCGACAACGUAGGGGACACUUAUUCCAUCCUGUCAGCCAUCCCUGCUAUGGAAAUUGUGUAUUUAAAUAAUUUGAAAA